Molecule: messenger RNA, 1430 nt
Organism: Phodopus roborovskii (desert hamster)
Lineage: Eukaryota; Metazoa; Chordata; Mammalia; Rodentia; Cricetidae
Gene: Rassf9
Product: Ras association domain family member 9
Exons: 2
Coding region: 56-1363 (435 amino acids)
Biological process (GO): signal transduction
Source: RefSeq, a predicted model, not a curated record
CCCAGAUCACUUUGAGAUAAGGACUGUGUUAUUUGCUUGCCUUCCUGGGCAGACCAUGGCUCCCUUUGGAAGAAAUUUGCUGAAGACGCGACAUAAGAACAGAUCUCCAACUAAAGACAUGGAUUCUGAGGAGAAGGAAAUUGUGGUUUGGGUUUGCCAGGAGGAAAAGAUUGUCUGUGGAUUAACUAAACGCACCACCUCCACCGAUGUCAUCCAGGCUUUGCUGGAGGAACAUGAGGCUACAUUUGGAGAGAAGCGAUUUCUGCUGGGCAAGGCCAGUGACUACUGCAUCAUAGAGAAGUGGAGGGGCUCAGAGCGGGCCCUUCCUCCGCUGACGAGGAUCCUGAAGCUGUGGAAGGCCUGGGGAGAUGAGCAAGCCAAUAUGCAGUUUGUUUUGGUUAAAACAGAUGCCUUUCUCCCAGUUCCACUGUGGAGGACAGCGGAAACCAAACUAGUGCAAACUAGUGAAAAGCCUUGGGAACUCAGCCCGGCGAACUACAUGAAAACUUUACCACCCGAUAAGCAAAAACGAAUCGUCAGGAAAACCUUCCGGAAACUGGCUAAAAUUAAGCAGGACACGCUUUCUCACGAUCGGGAUAACAUGGAGACUUUAGUUCAUCUAAUUAUUUCUCAGGACCACACUAUUCACCAGCAAGUGCAAAGAAUGAAAGAGUUAGAUAUGGAAAUUGAGAAAUGUGAAGCUAAGAUCCACUUGGACCGGGUAGGGAAUGAUGGGGACGAUUACGUUCAGGAGGCAUAUUUAAUGCCCAGGUUUAGUGAAAAUGAGACAAAGCUCGACUUUCAGCCCGAGGACAGCCAGACUCUGGUGGACCUGAACGAUGGCGAGGGGAUGGCGCAUCUGGAAGAACGACUGCAGUACUACAGAGUGCUCAUCGAGAAGCUCUCUGCCGAAAUUGAGAGAGAGGUGAAGAGCUUGGGCAUCGAAGGGAGUGAAGAUACAGAGGGGGCGGCUGCCUGUGAACUCGAAAACUCUGAUUUAGACAACGUGAAGUGCGAUUUGGAGAAGAGCAUGAAAGCUGGUUUGAAAAUCCACUCUCACUUGAGUGGCAUCCAGAAAGAGAUUAAACACAGUGACUCAUUGCUUCAGAUGAAAGCAAGAGAAUACGAACUCCUGUCCAAGGAGCUCAGCUCAUUUCACCUCAGCAACAAAGAUGGAUGCCAGCUAAAAGAAAACAAAGGAAAGGAACCCGAGGCUGCCAGCGGCAGUGUGGAGGUCCCCUCAUUAACUCAAAGGGCAUUCAACACAGACACAAACGACACAGAUUCAGACACUGGUAUCAGCUCCAACCACAGCCAGGACUCUGAAACAACGCUGGGCCAUGUGCUGCUGUUGUCAACGUAACUCGGAUGACUUCUCUGACCAUUAAUGCUGUGUUGUGAUUUAACGAAAAACUCCAUUCCACAUUUAA